Neodiprion virginianus is the source of this 3052-nucleotide messenger RNA. RefSeq lists its product as uncharacterized. Bases 319 to 1713 code for a protein of 464 amino acids. The record is from RefSeq and is a predicted model, not a curated record. Gene Ontology annotation, molecular function: nucleic acid binding. The transcript is spliced from 2 exons. Lineage: Eukaryota; Metazoa; Arthropoda; Insecta; Hymenoptera; Diprionidae.
CAUUAGUUAAUAUUGAACAUACCACAAGACGAAUUUCAAAAAUAUCUAUUCCUUAUAUUCUUCACAAAAAUUUAGUAAAUACUGACAUAUUUUCAUAGUUAUCGUAUCCCCCCCUUACUUGAAGGUGUUAUCUAGGAGUCAUCUCUGUCCAGUCUGUGACUCGCUCCCAUAAUUAGAUUUGAAAUACGACAUAGAAGCAGUGAUAAAACUGCGAUCGCGGAAUAUAUUCACCACAGUCGGCUAUUUUUCUUUUACACGACGAAAGAAGUCACUUACAAUUCAAGACUAUUUAAAACGAAAUUGCAAAUAUUAAUCAAAAUGAAGAUAAAUCCUUUGAACGUUAUUAGAAUGCUUCUCGCAACUUUUGAAGUUAUGCGUUUACCGGAUUCGCCAGUAAAUAACGAUGAAAUACAGUUGAAAGCAAACUUUGAAAAUAUUUUGUUGAGUGCAGUGAACGAAUACAGUGGUUUCGAAAUGGUAGAAGAAAAUUCUUUGCAUUUUGAAGAACCGUUUAAGGAUUGGGAAAUGGAAAUUGUUGAAGAUAAAGAAUGGGCAAACGCCCUGUAUGAAUCAGAACUAUCGCCUGAUACAUGCACUCGUGAUAACGAAGACUUAUCUUACGAAUACAAAUUAAGAGCCGUUGAGUAUUGGCGCAGCGGGAAGAAAGGAAAUUUGGGUUUGGGCAGUGUUAAACAAAAGUGCAAAAAAGUGCAAUCUAUACGACAGUUGCACCGGUGGGCCCACAAUUUGACCAAGGGGGAGACAUACAAAAAAAAAUUAGCACGAAUUUGUGGUUACACUUUCGAAAGAUUCAAAGCUGCUGUGGAUGCUGGUUUAAUAGUGCACGAUUCUGAUUUGAAAAAAUGGGCUUUUCAUGCUCAAAAAGAAAUACGGCAUACUGAUUUUCGUUUCAAAGCAUCUCAUACGUGGAUAAACUCAUUCAAAGCAGCUCAUCGUAUCGUAUCGAGAAAAAUUCAUAAAUUCAUUACAUCCAAAACAAUUGAAGAUGGAAAAGUCUUGGAACAACAAAUUCAAAAAUUUGUCUAUGACGUAAAGCUAAAUAUUAGAACGUACGGAUUGUCAAAUACAUUUAACGCUCAGAGUGGCUGCCAACUAGAAAUGCAUUCCGGAAGAACUUUAGCAGUCAAAGGAGAAAAGCAAGUACAAUGUCUUGUACAAUCAGUCUAUUCUACGAGCCACAGUUACACUAUUCAGCCGACUAUAUCAGCUGACGGCAAGCUGCUAUCUCCACGGUUUUUGGUUUUAAAAGAACCAACUGGCAAGAUUGGUCCAAUAGUGGAGAAAACGCUUUUCAGACCAGAUAAUGUGUACAUAGAAGUGUCCAAGUCUGGGAAGCUUACUUCAGAUUAUUUUAAAAUUUGGUUGCAGCAUGUAAUUUUCCCGAAAGUUGGUUCAAAAUCUUUAUUACUGAUUGAUUCUUGGACUGGACACUGUCCCCAUGUUGUACGUGAUGUGAAACCUUCAAAUAGAGACGUCAAAGUAAUGAUUAUACCUAAAGGAAUUACCGGAAAAAUCCAGCCCCUCGAUGUUUUUGGAUUCCGAGUAUGGAAAAAUUUUGUGAGACAUUUUUCUGAUAAUUGUCUUUUGAUGAAUUAUGAUAUUGAUUCGCAUUUGAGAAACAAUAUCAUAAAGCUUCAGUCACUUGUUCAUAACCAACUGUCCUCACCACGUUAUAUCGAUCUUUUCAAAUAAUCUUGGUACAAAAGUGGUUACAUAGAAUAAAAACCAGCGAAUUUUGAAAAUUCUGUACACUUUGCAUUUGGAGAUUCCUGCAACUCACACUGUGAAGUUCCAGGAUGUGAAAAUUUUGCUAUUGUUCGCUGUUCCUGGUGUAAAAAGUCGUUAUGUUUUAAACACUUUUUCAAUGACUAUCAUUACUGCAGUACUUACAACGGCUAAUAGAGCGUACGAUUAUAUAUUCGCUUCUAUUUAUUGCUAUAGUGAUUAUUUUGUUAAACUGUUGACAUAUUAUCAAUAAAAGAUACAAGUAUAUUGUACGCUCUCUUUUUUUUACUUGACUACGCAGUUUUUCUGUGCGUCAUCCCAAAACUUGGUCUUAUCUACCGAACCGAAUAUGUGUAAGCGCUUAUCGUAUGCUUAUGUUAUCCCAUUGCCAAAUAUAAAUCAGUCAGAAUUAUCGAUAAGUCAGAUAUAAGUACUUUUUCAACGAAAGAUCCGUCUGUAAAUAAGUUGGCUCCUAGAUAAAACCGUUCAUUAAAUGCUACAUACGUGAUACGGUGUGGUAAAUUAAAAAAAAAACAUAUGACUAGGAGAAGGAAUAAAAAAAAAGAAUUACUGCCGUUUUAUUGGGAUUAAAUGUAAACAUACAUAGGGGUAGUUCACCCCCUUAACUUGAUUUGCGAGAAAAACGCAAAAACCCAGAUGUAUUAUUUUUUUCGCUCUUCAAAGUGCAAUUGAAUCCAUCGAGAUAGGUGCAAUAGUUUUUUUUGUUAUAACGAUUUUAUGAAUUUCAAACCCUAUAACUUUUUUCCUAUGCAACCCCCCGAUAUGAAACCAGUUGCAUUUUUCAUCGUUUAUCAUUAAGAUAAUUAUCCAGUUGGGUGCAUUCGAUUAUCUCUAGUGAAAAUAGGUGAAACCUGAAAAGUACCCCUCGGAGGUCUCAACUUCAAAGGAUAAUUUCACCCCCUAGAAACGUUUUUCCGCCGAUAAAAAAAAACACGUGUCUCUUAGAUUUUGAUGUAGAAUAACAUAUAUAAAUUUCAUCAAAUUCGAAGGAUGUCAGCGGAAAGACUUUCCUUGUUAGAUGUCCGUUUGAUGUUCAUUAAUUGUGUUCAGUCAGAAAACAAUGGCAUGAUCCAUAAGUUUUUAGCUAAUGUUCGAAUCUAUCACUCCUUAAUAAGCAAUAUCAACGUACCUAAAUAGAAUACGGACAGUCAAAAUUUGGAGCAGAAUUCGUCAACAUUAUAUUAUUAGAAAAUUCUGAUGACUUUUUGAUUCUAAUAUCUGCGUUACUAUGAUGUUCGUUUAAUAUGUUCUAUACAUGGAGAUUGCAUAUGAGUUUGAUUUGAAA